This is a messenger RNA of Dunckerocampus dactyliophorus (ringed pipefish), 3453 nucleotides long. RefSeq names its product glutamine-fructose-6-phosphate transaminase 2 (gene gfpt2). The coding region runs from base 136 to 2187 and encodes 683 amino acids. Gene Ontology annotation, molecular function: L-glutamine:D-fructose-6-phosphate transaminase (isomerizing) activity; carbohydrate derivative binding. Gene Ontology annotation, biological process: fructose 6-phosphate metabolic process; carbohydrate derivative biosynthetic process; protein N-linked glycosylation. The record is from RefSeq and is a predicted model, not a curated record. Lineage: Eukaryota; Metazoa; Chordata; Actinopteri; Syngnathiformes; Syngnathidae. The transcript has 19 exons.
GCCGCUUGCCUCUCCAGGAAUCACCGUUUAAAUGUUCACAUCCAGUCGCUGUGGACUUGACAAGGCAGAAGCAUCAUCACUCCUGUUGAGAUUACAACAAAUUCCAACCUGACCUGAUCCAACAAAGCCUGAAGCAUGUGCGGGAUUUUUGCUUACCUAAACCAUCAAGUGCCUCGCACCAGGAAGGAGAUAUUUGAGACACUAGUGAACGGGCUGCAGAGACUGGAGUACAGAGGCUACGAUUCAGCAGGUGUUGCUGUGGAUGGAAAAAAUAAGGAGAACUCUGACAUAAAGGGCAAAUCCAUCUGUUUAAUCAAGAAGAGGGGCAAGGUCAAGGCUCUAGACGAGGAGCUCUACAAGAAAGACUCUCUAGACCUGGAGGAGGAAUUGUGCACACAUUUCGGCCUUGCGCACACUCGCUGGGCCACGCAUGGAGAGCCGAGUGCUCUCAACAGCCACCCUCAUCGCUCUGACAACAAUAACGAGUUUGUUGUUAUCCACAAUGGCAUCAUCACCAAUUACAAGGAGCUGAAGGCCUACCUGAUCACCAAAGGAUAUGCAUUUGAGUCCGAGACGGACACAGAAGUGAUCCCAAAGUUGAUCAAAUAUGUUUACGACAACCGGGAGGACGACAGCAUCAGUUUUUCCACGCUGGUGGAGAGAGUCAUUCAGCAGCUGGAGGGAGCUUUUGCCUUGGUGUUUAAAAGCCGCCAUUACCCCGGAGAGGCCGUGUCUGCCAGGAGAGGAAGUCCGUUGCUCAUUGGAGUACGGAGCGAACAUGAGCUGUCAACUGAACACAUCCCUGUCCAGUACAAGGGUGCUCUCCUAAAGGAGGACAUCAAGGAAAAGAACAAUCAUAACCGCCAGGACAGCACUAUUAACUCUGUAGGCGAUGGCAGGGCUGUGGAGUAUUACUUUGCCUCUGAUGCCAGUGCCAUUAUUGAGCACACCAACAAGGUGUUGUACCUGGAGGACGAUGAUAUUGCAGUGGUGAGAGGAGGGAAACUUUCCAUCCACAGGAUGAACCGGCAGGCCGGUGAGGAUCCUGUGCGGGCCAUCCAAACCCUAAAAAUGGAGCUGCAGCAGAUUAUGAAAGGAAACUUUGAGUCCUUCAUGCAGAAGGAGAUCUUUGAGCAGCCAGAGUCAGUGGUGAACACAAUGAGAGGUCGAAUUUGUUUUGACACCAACACUGUGGUUCUCGGAGGGCUGAAGGACCACCUGAAGGAAAUCAAACGCUGCAGACGACUAAUCAUGAUUGGCUGCGGCACUAGUUUCCAUGCAGCAGUCGCUACCAGACAGAUUCUGGAGGAGCUAACAGAACUGCCUGUCAUGGUGGAGCUGGCCAGCGACUUCCUGGACCGCAAUACACCCGUUUUUAGAGAUGAUGUCAGCUUCUUCAUCAGCCAGUCAGGAGAGACAGCAGACACCUUGAUGGCCUUGCGAUACUGUAAGGACAGAGGUGCUCUCACAGUGGGUGUAACCAACACUGUGGGAAGCUCCAUUUGCAGGGAAACCGACUGUGGAGUCCACAUCAACGCUGGGCCUGAGAUUGGCGUAGCUAGUACCAAGGCAUACACCAGUCAGUUUGUGGCACUCAUCAUGUUUGGCCUGAUGAUGAGUGAGGACAGGCUCUCGCUGCAAAAGAGAAGACAAGAGAUCAUCGACAGCCUCAAGGAGCUACCUGAGCUGAUAAAAAAGGUGUUGUCUCUGGAUGAGAAGAUCAAGACCAUUGCAGAUGAGCUGUACCAACAAAGGUCUCUCCUGGUUAUGGGCCGUGGUUUCAAUUAUGCCACUUGCCUGGAGGGGGCGUUGAAAAUCAAGGAGAUCACCUACAUGCACUCAGAGGGCAUCCUGGCGGGCGAGCUGAAGCACGGACCUCUGGCCCUCAUUGACAAACACAUGCCCGUCAUCAUGAUCAUCAUGAAGGAUGCCUGCUACACCAAGUGUCACAAUGCCCUGCAACAAGUCACUGCAAGAUCGGGCAGGCCCAUCAUCUUGUGUUGCCAGGACGAUACUGAGGUAACCAGAAACGCCUAUCAGACCAUCGAGCUGCCGCGUACUGUCGACUGUCUGCAGGGCAUCCUGAGUGUUAUCCCCUUGCAGCUGAUGUCAUUCCACUUGGCCGUUCUGCGAGGAUAUGAUGUUGACUGUCCCAGAAACCUUGCCAAGUCUGUCACGGUGGAAUGAAAACAACUCACAAAGCACAGGAGAGGAGAAAGGAGACAUAUAGCUUUGCAGUGCAAUUCUCAAUUCUUGGAAUGUUUGCGUGGCCGCGCAUGGCUGCAUUUGUGUGGAUAUGUCUGCAUGUAAGACGUGUGUAUGUACUGUAUGUGUUUGUGUGUGUGUGUGUGUGUGUGUGUGCGCAUGGGUGAGAGAGUGAAAGAGACAAAUGAUAGGACAGUUAUUAGGUACUUUUUAUUAUUUGUUUUUAUGAAAACAAAUGUGAAGUUUGACCAAUACACUGACGAGGGAGCACCGGUGCCAUUAAGGCUUUGCGUGGAUCACAAUGCACAAACAUACUGUGCCUUUUCUUAUUUCUAGACAAGCCAAAAUAAUAUUUACCGGCUUCAUAAUAAGCAAUAAAUGCCAAAUAGAAGAAAUUACAGCUGUGCAAUAUGGGGACCAAAUGUGCAUUAUGAAUAUACACAAUUGUGACUGAACUACUUGCUUAUGCUACAUCCAAUUUCAUUUUAUAUUUACAGAACAUAAUUCCAAAGACAUGUUUUAUCUGUGUUUUACAUGUAUGCAGUGAUUGUACCUUCUGUGCUUCAACUUAAAUAUGUUUAGCAAGAUCUAGCUGCAGGAAAUUCCAUUCCAUUGCAUUUCACGUUAUGCUUUCUUUUUACCCUUAUGUUAUGUUUGGCUUGAUGUUUAUUUUUGUUUCUUCCGUUUAACACAACAGGAUAGUCCGCAUACUGUAAUCACAGCUUGCCAGAAUUCUCUAUGAGCAUCUAGCUUCAUUUUCAUAGACACAAAGUAUGAAAGGAGUCAUCAUCCAGGGAAAAAAAUGAAAUGCUAUUAUUCCCAUCAGUUUGAGUGUUUUGAGCUAUUUCUAUGGGUUCAUAACAAAUAAGAUAUGUUGUAUUUAUCUGAUUUAUAUUUUAUAAAUGCAAAAGAAGAGGUGUUGAUUUAUAUGUAUGAUUUUGUUUCAUACUGUAUUAUAGACAUAACCAUGCUCUAUGAAUCAAUAACUAGAUAAAGCAUUACACCUAAAAAUAUGUUUUCUUAUUUCUGUAAAUACAAUGUGAUAUUUACUGCUUCCUAAUUUUGACAGUAUGUGCAUAUCUAGUAUAAUAACAACGUGGCUUGUAUGAAUUUCAAAUGCGACAAAGUCUUCCCAUAAAGCAGGGCUGUCCAGACUUUUUAAACCAAGCAAAAAUGAAUUGAUUCAGGGAUCACUUUUGAUACUCUUUACGUUUGUGUUUAAAGCCAAUCCAGUGUACAUCAAGAUAC